AAUGUCGAGAUCGACCGAAUCCAGAAGUUGAUGACCGACAUACUGGAAUUGGAAUCCAGGCGUUGCAAUCGCGGCAAUGUACUCGAACCAGGCUGGUGUCCCGAGAUUUGGGACGAGAUACUGUGCUGGAACUCGACGGCGCCUGGGCAACUGGCCGUUCAGCAGUGUCCCUCUUACAUCGGGGGUUUCGACGCUGACGCGUUCGCCUCGAGGCAAUGCAUGCCGAACGGCGAGUGGUACUGGAAUGUCAAAACCGACAGCAUGUGGACCAACUAUACCCAGUGCUAUCCGGAGUCGCUCACCUUCCUGAUGAACAUAUCGGACGUGCAGACGAACAACGUCACUCUCAUUAAGAAAUUCUUCCCGAUCGUGAAGAUCAUCUCGAAACUCGGCUACACAAUCUCGCUGUUCACUCUCAUCGUCGCGUUUUGCAUUUUGGCCACCAUCAAUUUCUCUCCCGUCGGACGUAGGAAAUUGCGAUGCCCGCGGAAUAUAUUGCACAUGCACCUGUUCGUCUCGUUCGUGAUGCGUGCGUUCAUGGCGCUACUCAAGGACAUGCUCUUCGUGUCCGGCAUCGGCCUGGCGGAGGCCGUGAUCAAAGUCAACGACGGUUACUGGCUGCUCGACGGGCAGCAGAAGGAAAGCAAUUGGCAGUGCAAAACGUUUACCAGUCUCUGGCAGUACUUCAUCCUGGCGAAUUACUCCUGGAUUUUGAUGGAGGGCAUAUAUCUGCACAAUCUGGUCUUCCUGGCGCUCUUCACCGAUGCCAAUUCCAGCAUCGUGGGCUACGUCCUUUUCGGAUGGGGUUUGCCAGCCGUAUUUAUCUUACCUUGGGUAGUUACGAGGAUCAUAUUCCAGGAUACGUAUUGCUGGACGACCAACGAGAAGCCUCUCUUGUUCCUCUUCAUACGGGUGCCCACGAUGCUCUCUAUUUUGAUAAAUUUCGUGCUCUUCAUCAACAUCGUGAGAGUGCUGCUGGUGAAACUCAAGUCCACCAUGUCGGAGGAAACGGAAAGAUACAAGCGAUGGGCUAGAAGCACGUUGGUCCUGGUGCCGCUUUUUGGGGUUCACUACGCGUUCUUCAUCGGGAUGUCAUACAGCAUCGGCGUGAACGAGACCGUGGAGGUCGUGUGGCUCUUCUGCGACCAGCUGUUCGCGUCUUUCCAGGGUUUCUUCGUCGCGGUGCUGUACUGCUUCCUGAACGGUGAGGUGAGAGCCGAGGUGUCGAGGACGCUUCGCGGCGUCAAGUGGACGCGCUUACGCGGGAUUCGAUGGGGCCCGAGGGCGUCGACGCACUCGGUCAGCACGUGCAGCUGCAACAACGUCGCGAAAUCCGGCGGUCGACACUCGAGGAGGCCCAGGUGGUGGAAGUCGCGCUGGAAGACACCCGCCUGCCUCUACCAGGAUCGCACCAUACGUCGGUCUACCCACUCGAUGGCGAGUACACAAGAUGUUGGAACGAGAGGAGGUAGUUUAGCGAGCAGCCGGGGCUACCUGGAGAUCGCCGGUAACGGCCAGCCGCCGGCGCGGCUGGCGACGCAGGAUCAUCACGCUCAUCAUACGUCGCCGCUGUGCAGCAAGUAUACGGAUCAAUCGCUGCUCUCCUUUUGCUCGAUGUCGGAUACGUCGGGACCGAAUGCUGACCGGAUCCGCGAUCAGCAUCGCUGGAGCGACUCCGAGUGCUGUCACCUCGCAUACGAGUUGCACAAUCUGCAGCAGCAUCGCGGACCCCCGUGAUAACCGCAUUUCACGACGGGAAAUAAAAAAAAAAGACGCGUGUCGCCUGGUCUCAUAAACGUUCAAACGAAACGCGUUUAAACGAAAAACACGCGUGCCGUCCGCCAAAAAGGAACUGGAGGCUGGAAUUGGAGAGGCUUUUUUUUUAUAAAUCCUGCUAUAAAUUCUCGAAAGAGUAAGGAGAGAUAGAAAACAAUGGAAAAAAAGGCCUCUUUUUCUUCGCGCGUUUUGUUCCUCUGGUCGCGUCUUAGCCAUAAAACGGAGAGACUGAGUAUUUUUCUUUUAGCUGUAUUGUCUUUUUACAGGGAUAUACCUAUAUACAUACCGUAUAUAAUUCGCGCAGCUGUACGUGUCGUAGAUUUUAAUUCGUGCGAGUUUAUGUGUGUAUGGUGAUGUACAGACAACGUUCGAUAUUUUAGUAAGUACUUUUACGAGAUUCAUCGGAAAACGUGGAACUUCGAGUGCGAAGUGUCGAAACGUGUACCUCGAUGUGUUUCGAAAUACGACACGCUGUCCGCCACUUCACACCUGGGUCCGGUUCCGCCCUGCUUGAAAUAUCCGAUAGAUAUGAUGAAAGUAGAUUUAAACUUUAUUGAGAUACCUUGAAAAUUUUCAGCUCAAUAUAUAAUAAUAAAUUAAUUAGAGAUAAAGGGCUAUGAGCCAAAGCAGGGUGUUGUAUGCUCCAAUUAAAAGUAAAUCAUUUAUUAAAUUAUAGUAGACAGACGUUUCGAUCCAAAUAGGAUCAUUUUCAAUGUUAAAACGCAAAAUUACUAAUGCAUAGCCUUAAAAACAAUAUUCAGUCAUCAUAACGGCCUAACUAUACAAAAAUUUAUUUAAAAAAAUACAAACAUAAACGUUCGUUUGGCUCAUAGCUCUUUAUCUCUAAUUAAUUUAUUGAGAUUUUACCUAAUUUUAUAGUAAACUUAUAUCGUUUCAAUCGGAUCCACGUUUUUUACUACUAUAGAGAAGUUUCUAUUUCUAUCGUCUUUUAAAUAGUACAUCUUACUUAAAAACUAAAUACAAAUCUGCACGCAAAAAAAAUGACUCAGCAUUAUCAGCUAACUAUCAGUUGUUAGUUCAAACUUUGCUGCAUGGAAAGAACAAUUUUGCUGAAUCCAGAUCUGAAAAUAAUUUUUGUUCAAU
Molecule: messenger RNA, 2880 nt
Organism: Wasmannia auropunctata (little fire ant)
Lineage: Eukaryota; Metazoa; Arthropoda; Insecta; Hymenoptera; Formicidae
Product: parathyroid hormone/parathyroid hormone-related peptide receptor-like
Exons: 11
Coding region: 31-1737 (568 amino acids)
Biological process (GO): adenylate cyclase-modulating G protein-coupled receptor signaling pathway; cell surface receptor signaling pathway
Cellular component (GO): plasma membrane
Molecular function (GO): peptide hormone binding; G protein-coupled peptide receptor activity
Source: RefSeq, a predicted model, not a curated record